Morus notabilis is the source of this 709-nucleotide messenger RNA. Its product is annotated as keratin, type II cytoskeletal 5. The record is from RefSeq and is a predicted model, not a curated record. The transcript has 2 exons. Lineage: Eukaryota; Viridiplantae; Streptophyta; Magnoliopsida; Rosales; Moraceae. Bases 48 to 449 code for a protein of 133 amino acids.
CUGUCCCAGCGAAAGUUGCUCACCUUCUUUCAGUAUCAAGUUCCUCAAUGAAGCCGAAAUCCAGAAACCCAAAGGGCGAUUCCAAUGCCUUGUGGAACUGGAACGAGAGCAAACUGAACAAGAAGCGGAACAGCGAAAAGCGAUUCCCAGUCGCCGAGUUUCUCGAUCGCAGCCGCCAACGAGCACAGGAAUCGGUGUUGGGUCCCGGGGCCGGAGCCGGGAUCGGGUGCGGCGUCGGACUAGGAUUCGGUCUCGUCGGAGGGUUCGGAUUCGGUGGUCCCCAGUGGAACCACCUUAAGCUCGUGCUCGGCAUCGGACUCGGUUGCGGAGUCGGGUUGGGGAUUGGGUUCGGACAAGGAUUCGGGUAUGGCUAUUCGCUUGAAUCCCUAGAGUCUGAUUUGUCCGACCACGAUUCGGAUUCCAACAAAAGGGGUUUGAUUCAGAUAUGAUUUACUGGUUUCCAUAUUAUGAAAUUUAAUUGGGUGAUUUUGAUUUGUUGAGGUUUUUGUGAUUUUUCCGAUCAAUGAUUUUGACCUUUUGCUUCUUUUGAAACAUGAAAAUCAUUGCAGAACUUGCUUUUCUCUCCAUUUUUUAUUUGAGAGCUUAUACUUACAUUCUGCUUCCCCGUGGCCAUAACAGUGGUUCUGUUUGCUUAAUGUUAUUUUUGUUACAAAAUGAAAUAAUCUUCUGUGCCAAAAAAGAAAAUUAC